Messenger RNA from Pseudogymnoascus verrucosus, 2090 nucleotides. RefSeq names its product Aspartokinase (gene HOM3). The record is from RefSeq and is a predicted model, not a curated record. The coding region runs from base 292 to 1878 and encodes 528 amino acids. Lineage: Eukaryota; Fungi; Ascomycota; Leotiomycetes; Thelebolales; Thelebolaceae. Gene Ontology annotation, biological process: amino acid biosynthetic process. The transcript is spliced from 5 exons. Gene Ontology annotation, molecular function: aspartate kinase activity.
UUCAGUUAUAUCGGCUGCGCUACUACGGAAAGGUCAUAAUUGUUUUACCCGGGUACUUUGAUCUCAAUUGGAGAAUACCUGGCAGUACUUGUUCUCUUUGUCUAAGCCUUGUUCGUAGUUUUUAUCACGUGCUUCGGCGAGCGAAAGGCUGAAGGGUUUUUGCAAACUAUCUGUUAUCUAUUGGUCAGAGUAUCAGAGUAGUAGAUAAGAGUCAGCCUCGCCCAAUUUUCCCCCGCCCCACAGCGAUUAUCGGCGUGCUACGUACUACGAGUCAUAUGGUCUCUGUGAAGGAUGAGUCCGUCACUUCUCGAGAACGAGGACGGGUUGAGAACCGUCUCUCUGACCACAUGUCACUCUCCAAUUAAGAACAAUAGUCGUGGGGGAUGGAUUGUCCAGAAAUUUGGCGGGACCAGCGUCGGCAAGCUUCCAUUCAACAUCGCCGAAGACAUUAUACGGGCAAAUCUGAAAGGCAACCGCGUUGCUGUCGUAUGUUCUGCUCGGAGCACAGGAAAAAAGGUCGAGGGCACCACAAGUCGCCUCCUAGAAGUGUACAGCGUUCUUGAAUCGGUCGCCACUGUUAAAGACACAGAAUCAGUUCAUUACGACAGUCUUGUCCAGGAAUAUAAACGGCUCGUUCAAAUCAUCCAAAACGACCAUGUGCAUGCGGCCGAGACAAGCAUCCGGGAUCUUAAGAUCAGGAAUGCGCUCUCCACAGAGAUCAUAAGCGAAUGCAAGGAAAUACUCGACUACAGGCUUGCUGCGCAGAGAUGGCACUUGGAGAUUGACUCGAGGUCGAAAGACAGGAUUGUCAGCUACGGCGAGAAAUUGAGUUGCCGAUUCAUGACGGCUCUACUGCGUGACAGAGGCGUUGACGCCGAAUAUGUCGAUUUAUCAGAUGUCAUCAAUUUCAAGUCGCCUGGAGGGAUUAACCAGGAAUUCUACGAUUCGCUGGCGGAGGCUCUCACGGCGCGAGUACUAGCAUGCGAAGACAGAGUCCCAGUCCUGACGGGGUUCUUCGGCACCGUGCCUGGUGGACUUAUGGACGGCGAAAUCGGCAGAGGCUAUACCGAUCUCUGCGCAGCAUUGGUGGCUGUGGGGCUGAAGGCGGAAGAGCUUCAGGUGUGGAAAGAAGUCGACGGCAUCUUCACCGCCGACCCCAAUAAGGUGCCCACCGCGCGGCUGCUCACCACAAUUACGCCUGCAGAAGCUGCAGAGUUGACAUUCUACGGAUCCGAGGUUAUCCAUCACCUUACUAUGGACCAAGUUAUCCACGCUCAGCCACCCAUCAGAAUCCGCAUAAAGAAUGUCAAGAACCCAAGAGGAAAUGGCACAAUCGUCCUCCCAGACCCCGUACUGGCGCCGGGUCAGCAGCUCAUCCGCACAAGAAGUGUGAGCAUUCCAGGCGCCAGGAAGACGCCAAAGAGGCCUACGGCUGUUACUAUCAAGAACCAAAUCGCUGUUAUCAACGUACACUCGAAUAAGCGAUCUAUCUCUCAUGGAUUCUUUGCAAAGGUCUUCUCCAUACUGGACAAGCUACGACUUUCCGUCGAUCUCAUCUCAACGAGUGAGGUUCAUGUCUCUAUGGCUGUUCACUCGGUUUCCGAGGACGAUUUACUGAGGGCGAGGAGAGCAUUGGAGGACUGUGGUGAGGUCAGUAUUUUGACCAAGAUGGCGAUUCUGAGUCUUGUCGGAGCCGAGAUGAAGAAUAUGAUCGGUGUAGCCGGGCGUAUGUUCUCUACCCUGGGAGAGAACAACGUGAAUAUCGAAAUGAUAUCGCAAGGAGCUAGCGAGAUAAAUAUAUCCUGUGUGGUCGAGGCGUUCGAAGCAAAUCGCGCGAUGAACAUCCUGCACACAAACCUUUUUACAUUUUUAGAAUAAGUCCUUGAUUUGGUAUGGGGAAUGCAUGCAAUCUGAGGACAGGGCGUUGAAGGGCUGGGAGUAUCGUUUUGUUACAUAGUAGUGUAUCUCUAAGAGGGAGCGAUUGUGGAGAACUCCUGCCAAAUCCAUUGGUAAUGCUCGACGUACUGUAUUCGUACGAGCAUUUACAUUUAGCGAGCAAGUUAUCUAAAGAAUUUAAAGUCGGUAGAUCA